AUGACAACUAGAAUAAUAGGGGGUUAUAGAGCACCACAGGAAUUCGGUAGAUUUCAUACAUCUCUUCAAAAUUUAACUGGGCAUCACGUCUGCGGCGGUGCGGUUGUUUCCCGAAGACAUGUAUUAACAGCUGCGCAUUGUGUAAACAGGGUAGAGCCGCAAUACAUUAAAGUUGUUGUUGGUACUACGGAUUUAGAUAAAGGAGGCAAAAAAUAUUCUGUGAAGCAUAUACAUAUUUAUAAAGGAUAUAAUUCAAAUCAAAAAACAAAUGACAUAGCUAUUAUAAACAUCAAAGGUUUAUUUAGUUCGAAUUAUGUUGACAUAUUGAAGCUCCCAAAAACCCAGUUACGAGAUGGAGACGAAGUCAUUAUUUCUGGUUUUGGGGCACAGGAGGCUCAUGGAAUUUCUAGUCGUCAUAUGUAUGCCUUAAAUUUAACAGUAUUUUGUCAAGAAACUUGCAGCUAUGCAAUGCGUUAUUCGAGAGAAGUAACUAAUACAAUGUUUUGCACUUUUACCAGGAUUGGACAAGGAACGUGCCACGGCGAUUCUGGUGGUCCAUUGAUACAAGGAAAUACCAUUGUUGGAUUAGUUUCUUGGGGCAUCCCAUGUGCAGUUGGAUUCCCUGAUGUCCAUACUAGAAUAUAUCCGUAUGUUCAUUGGAUUCGGGCAAAAAUUCAAAAAAAGAGAAGAGAAACCUUCAGUGCUAUACAAGUAAAAACAAAAAUUGAGUUAUCUGAAAGAAGUAAUUAG
This is a messenger RNA of Parnassius apollo (apollo), 750 nucleotides long. The record is from the annotation of a GenBank genome assembly. NCBI's taxonomy places the organism in Eukaryota, Metazoa, Arthropoda, Insecta, Lepidoptera, Papilionidae.